GCAAUGUGAAAACAAAAGAGACUUUAGAAAUCAUUAAACUCUUUCAACGAGCUGUUAAACUUGCGAUGGUUCUUAGUGGUGCUAAUGAUACCGAACUGAAGAAUAAAACACUCAGAUUUGGUUCGCCGCGUUUGUUAUCAAUGGUACCUGAUAAUACUAAAGAUCAGAUUAGCAUCUUAUCUCCCUCGCUGUUCAGUAUGCAUGAUAAAGGCAAAGGUUUGGAAGCACUAACAAGUAUUCCGAAAUUACUCAAAAUAAUGGGUAACAGAGAUUACGAUGAAUGGCUUAAUUUCAUUGUGGAAGCAUCCGGUACAACUGAUGCAAUACAUAAAUUAAAGGAAGAGCAAGAAUUAGAUUGGUUACCACCCGGUUAUAAAUCAAUGCCACGUGGAAUUGAUGGUCAACCAAUGUAUUUUACGAAGGAGAACGUAACAGAAAUUGAUCCAGAAAUGGCCAGGAAGAUGGAUGUUUUUGAAAACUUAACACAUUCUCUUACGCCAAAACAGUUAAUGGAUUUCAAUACAACCGGAUUCUCGAUGAUGACCCCGAAACAAUUGGUUAUGGUCUAUGGCCCACAAUCACCGCUAAACAACAGCAAAGCGUUGGAUUUUUUCAUGUCAUUAAGUGAGGAUGAUAUGCACCGUCAUCUCUUUAAUGAUAUCCGUAAUAUGGCUAAGAUGCGCUCUUUACUGAAAAUACGCGGAAAACGACAAGCUGUACUUGCUCCUUCAGCUUUCACUUCGAAUGUUUUGAAGCCAAGGACUAGACCAUCCGUUCUAUCACCGGGAGUAUUUUCGGUAACAGCUCUUUCUCCAUCAAUCUUCGGUGCUUCUAUACUGAGUCCAAGUGCGUUUGCCGCCACACUACUAUCUCCAAGUAUAUUAAGUCCUGCGAUCUUGUCACCAAUAGCAUUUUCUAUUCUUAUCCUUUCACCAUUUGCUCUUAAUCCUGCAAUUCUAAGUCCCGCCGCACUGUCACCAUCUCUCUUAUCGCCGAAUGCAUUAUCACCGGGUGUUCUAUCACCAUCUGUACUUUCACCAGCUAUUAUGAGCCCGUUUGCUCUCAAUCCUUCCAUCUUUUCACCAUCGGCACUUGGCGGUCUAAUUGCUAGCCCAUUUGCACUCUCGCCGUCUUUUUUUUCACCAUCUUAUAUCACUGCGGUGAUCCUUUCACCAUACGCUUUCUCACCGUCAUUUAAUUCAACUGGUCAAAGUGUCACGGUGUUAUUUUCACCAAGUGUAGGAAGCUGA
Cercopithifilaria johnstoni is the source of this 1250-nucleotide messenger RNA. Lineage: Eukaryota; Metazoa; Nematoda; Chromadorea; Rhabditida; Onchocercidae. The record is from the annotation of a GenBank genome assembly.